AUGGUUGCACCAAACCAAGUCGAGCAGGAGAUCAAGGCGAACGAAUAUUUUAAAAUACGAAGCGGUGAAGUGAAGGAGCUGAAAAAUUCGGAAUCGACGCAUCCUUACCCGCACAAGUUUCACGUCACGAGUACCUUGACAGAAUUCUUAGCCAAAUAUGGUGAUCUAGUCGAUGGAGAGACUCGUGAUGGGGAAACGGUCAGUGUGGCUGGGCGUAUCCAUUCGAUUCGAGAAACCAGCUCAAAGCUUCUUUUCUACGACAUUCAUGGCGAGGGCUUGAAAGUUCAGAUCAUGGCCAAUGCGAGUCUGUACGAGUCAGAGACGUUGUUCAGCGAAGAAACGGCCAGGUUGAGACGGGGCGACAUAAUCGGAGUGACGGGUGUUCCAGCUCGCACGAAGAAAGGGGAGCUAUCGGUUGUCCCUCGGCGUGUUAAGUUGUUGGCACCUUGCCUGCACAUGCUGCCCCAUCAGCACUACGGAUUCAAGGACAAGGAAACGCGAUUCCGCAAACGGUACCUCGACCUGAUCAUGAACAACAAUGUGCGGCGUAUCUUCACCGUGCGGGCGCAGAUAAUCAGCUACAUCCGCAAGUUCUUCGAUGGCCUCGGGUUUCUCGAGGUGGAGACACCCAUGAUGAACAUGAUUGCCGGGGGUGCAUCGGCAAAACCUUUUAUCACGCAUCACAACGAGCUGAACAUGGAUUUAUUUCUUCGUAUCGCACCCGAACUCUACCUCAAAAUGCUGACCGUCGGGGGCUUGGAUCGAGUGUACGAGAUAGGUCGGCAGUUCCGCAAUGAAGGAAUCGACCUGACACACAAUCCGGAAUUCACCACUUGCGAGUUCUACAUGGCGUACGCGGACUAUCAUGACCUGAUGGAGAUUACCGAGCGGCUGCUGUCGAGUAUGGUACACGCCAUCCACGGCACGUACCAGAUCAAGUACCACCCGAAUGGUCGACAGGGCAAGGAGUACGUGAUCGAUUUUACGCCACCAUUCAGGCGCCUCUCUAUGAUCGAGUCGCUCGAAGAGAUCUUGAAGGUAAAGUUCCCAGCCGCAACGGAGCUGCACACGGACGCGGCGCGCCAGUUCCUUGACGACCUUUGCGUGCAACACCAGGUGGACUGCCAGGCGCCCCGAACCGCGGCUCGUCUCCUCGACAAGCUCACUGGCCAAUUCCUCGAGGAGCAGUGCAUCAAUCCGACGUUCAUCUGCGACCAUCCGCAGAUCAUGAGCCCACUGGCCAAGUACCAUCGGAGCCAGCUCGGUCUGACCGAACGUUUCGAGCUGUUCGUAAUGCGCCAAGAGGUGUGCAAUGCGUACACCGAGUUGAACGAUCCGGCCGUACAGCGCGAACGGUUUGAGCAGCAGGCGGCGGAUAAGGCAGCCGGUGACGACGAGGCGCAACUCGUGGACGAGAACUUCUGCACGGCUCUGGAGUACGGUCUGCCGCCUACCGGAGGCUGGGGUAUGGGUAUCGAUCGCUUCACCAUGUUCUUGACCGAUACCAACAACAUCAAGGAGGUCCUGCUGUUCCCUGCUAUGAAACCUGAUCAUCAGUCGCAGGGCGCCAAGUAA
This is a messenger RNA of Anopheles coustani, 1575 nucleotides long. RefSeq names its product lysine--tRNA ligase-like. The transcript has a single exon. NCBI's taxonomy places the organism in Eukaryota, Metazoa, Arthropoda, Insecta, Diptera, Culicidae. The record is from RefSeq and is a predicted model, not a curated record. The coding region runs from base 1 to 1575 and encodes 524 amino acids. Gene Ontology annotation, cellular component: mitochondrion; cytosol; cytoplasm. Gene Ontology annotation, biological process: lysyl-tRNA aminoacylation. Gene Ontology annotation, molecular function: tRNA binding; lysine-tRNA ligase activity; ATP binding.